Messenger RNA from Myotis myotis, 6340 nucleotides. RefSeq names its product adenylate cyclase 7 (gene ADCY7). The transcript has 28 exons. Gene Ontology annotation, cellular component: plasma membrane. Lineage: Eukaryota; Metazoa; Chordata; Mammalia; Chiroptera; Vespertilionidae. The coding region runs from base 788 to 4081 and encodes 1097 amino acids. Gene Ontology annotation, biological process: cAMP biosynthetic process; adenylate cyclase-inhibiting G protein-coupled receptor signaling pathway; intracellular signal transduction. Gene Ontology annotation, molecular function: adenylate cyclase activity. The record is from RefSeq and is a predicted model, not a curated record.
UGUGCCUACCAUCGCGCCCAGUUCUGGAACCAGGCGUCCCUGCGGCUCAAAUCUCCCGGGUGAGCCCUCAGACGCAGCGGUGACCUUGCCAGGAAAGUGGCACGGCUCCAGCCCAGAGGGCCCCGCGCCCCCGUCAGGAGGCUCUGGGACCCCGUGUCCCGCCGUCUGGAGUGGAAGCAGAUCUUCACCUGCCAGCACCUCACCCCAGUUCCUCAGCCAGGCCCCUGCGGGGCUGUUCCCUCUAAGCUAAGUCCUCACCUGAGGACUUGCUUAGAGAGAGAAGGUGGGGAGAGAAACAGAACAAUACCCACCGGCUGCCCUUGCAGAUGCCUCGCCAACCCGCCACCAGCUGUGUGCCCUGACUGGGAACCAACCAGCAACCUCCAGCCACGCCACAGGAAAUGGUUCCAGUUCCGUAUUGAAAAGCCAGGAAGCCUAAGCCGUCGGGGGACCCCAGAGUCUCUGUGAAGCAGCCAUUACCGUAACGACGCACAUCUUUCCAGCUCGCUCUUUAAGACACAUGAUCAGGAAGCGUCGUGGGCACCCGUGUUCCCCGCUGCCGUCUAGGGAAGCCGGCCCGUGCUCUAGCUGAGGAGCCGUGAGUCUGGUCAGCCUGGCCUGGAUGCCAAGGAAGAUGCCAGAAGCGCAGUGACCGAGGCCUGGGGUGGAGCCGGCAGGCACCGCGGUGCCCAUGGACCUGCAGGCCGAGGGGCCCCCUCCCCAGCCCCCCCUGCCGGGCUCGGAGCGGCCAGAGGCCUAGGCCCGCAGGGAGGGUGUCGGCACACAGAUGCCCUCCAGGCCCUGGGCUCUUUUGAGUGGGCUUCCCGAGCAGGUGUGCCAGGGGCAGAGCAUGCCGGCCAAGGGGCGCUACUUCCUCAAUGAGGGCGAGGAGGGCCCGGACCACGAUGCCCUGUACGAGAAGUACCGCCUCACCAGCCAGCACGGGCCGCUGCUGCUCACGCUCCUGCUGGUGGUCAUCGUGGCCUGCAUCGCCCUCAUCGUCAUCACUUUCAGCUACGGGGACCUCUCCGGACGGCAGGCCGUGCUGGUGACGGCGUUCCUGGUGCUCGCCGUGUUCGUGGUGCUGUACGUGCUGGUGUACGUCGAGUGCCUGGUCCAACGGUGGCUCCGGACCUCGGCGCUGCUCAUCUGGGCCUGCCUGGUGACGCUGGGCUACGUGCUGGUGUUCAACGCGUGGACGAAGGCGGCCUGUGCGUGGGAGCAGGUGCCCUUCUUCCUGUUCAUCGUCUUCGUGGUGUACACGCUGCUGCCCUUCACCAUGCGGGGCGCCGUCGCGGUCGGGGUCGUCUCCAGCGUGUCCCACCUCCUGGUGCUUGGCACGCUGAUGGGGGUCUCCUCGUCACCCAGCGUCUGGGUGUGGCUGCAGCUGCUGGCCAACGCGGUCGUCUUCCUGUGCGGGAACCUCACGGGCGCCUUCCACAAGCACCACAUGCAGGGCGCCGCCCUCGAGCUCUUCACCUACACGGUCAAGUGCAUCCAGAUCCGCCGCAAGCUGCGCAUCGAGAAGCGCCAGCAGGAGAACCUGCUGCUGUCGGUGCUCCCGGCCCACAUCUCCAUGGGCAUGAAGCUGACCAUCAUCGAGCGGCUCAAGGAGUGCGGGGACCGCCGCUACAUGCCCGACAACAACUUCCACAGCCUCUACGUCAAGCGGCACCAGAACGUCAGCAUCCUCUACGCCGACAUCGUGGGCUUCACGCGGCUGGCCAGCGACUGCUCCCCCAAAGAGCUGGUGGUGAUGCUGAACGAGUUGUUCGGGAAGUUCGACCAGAUCGCCAAGGCCAACGAGUGCAUGCGCAUCAAGAUCCUGGGGGACUGCUACUACUGCGUGUCGGGCCUGCCCGUGUCCCUGCCCACCCACGCCCGCAACUGUGUGAAGAUGGGGCUGGACAUGUGUGAGGCCAUCAAGCAGGUGCGGGAGGCCACGGGUGUGGACAUCAGCAUGCGUGUGGGCAUACACUCGGGGAACGUGCUGUGCGGUGUCAUCGGGCUGCGCAAGUGGCAGUACGACGUGUGGUCCCACGACGUGUCCCUGGCCAACAGGAUGGAGGCGGCUGGAGUCCCCGGACGGGUGCAUAUCACAGAGGCGACCCUGAACCACCUGGACAAGGCGUACGAGGUGGAGGAUGGGCACGGGCAGCAGCGGGACCCCUACCUGAAGGAGAUGAACAUCCAAACCUACCUGGUCAUCGACCCCCGGAGCCAGCAGCCGCCCCCACCCAGCCAGCACCUCCCCAAGCCCAAGGGGGACGCGGCCCUGAAGAUGCGGGCCUCCCUGCGGAUGACCCGCUACCUCGAGUCCUGGGGCGCCCAGCGGCCCUUCGCCCACCUCAACCACCGCGAGAGCGUGAGCAGCAGCGAGACCCCUGUCCCCAACAGCCGGCGGCCCAAGGCCAUCCCGCUGCGGCGCCACCGCACCCCCGACAGAAGUGCGUCCCCCAAGGGGCGGUCGGAGGAUGACGCCUAUGACGACGAGAUGCUGUCAGCCAUUGAGGGGCUCAGCUCCACGAGGCCCUGCUGCUCCAAGUCUGACGACUUUUACACCUUCGGGCCCAUCUUCCUGGAGAAGGGCUUCGAGCGAGAGUACCGCCUGGCGCCCAUCCCCCGGGUCCGCCACUACUUCGCCUGCGCCAGCCUCGUCUUCGUCUGCCUCCUGCUGGUCCACGUCCUGCUCAUGCCCAGGACGGUGGCUCUGGGGGUGUCCUUCGGGCUGGUGGCCUGCGUGCUGGGGCUGGUGCUGGGCCUGUGCUUCGCCGACGAGUUGCUGCGGUGCUGCCCGGCCUGGACGGGGCUCCGGGCCGUCUCCGGGAGGGUGGAGACGCACCCGCUGCUGCGCGUGGCCCUGGCCGUGCUCACCGUGGGCAGCCUGCUCACCAUCGCCAUCGUCAACAUGCCCUUGCUGCCCUCCCCAGCCCUGGGGCUGCCUGCUGGGAACCAGACCAGCCUGAGCAGCCAGGAGAGGACCCCCUGCGAGCUCCUCCCAUAUCACACCUGCAGCUGCAUCCUGGCCUUCGUCGCCUGCUCCGUCUUCCUGAGGAUGAGCCUGGAGCUGAAGGUGGUGCUGCUGACGGCGGCCUUGGUGGCCUACCUGCUGCUCUUCCACCUCUCCCUGUGCUCGCAGUGGGACUGCUGCGGCCCUGGCCUGCGCAACCGCACCGAGACCAACGCCACCCUCAGCUCCUCCAUCUGCUCCUGGUCGGAUCUGAAGACCAUGAUCAGCUUCUACCUGGUUCUGUUCUACGCCACCCUCAUCUUGCUCUCCCGACAGAUUGACUAUUACUGCCGCCUGGACUGUCUGUGGAAGAAGAAGUUCAAGAAGGAGCGCGAGGAGUUUGAGACCAUGGAGAGCGUGAACCGCCUGCUGCUGGAGAACGUGCUGCCGGCCCACGUGGCCGCCCACUUCAUCGGGGACAAGCUGAACGAGGACUGGUACCAUCAGUCCUACGACUGCGUCUGCGUCAUGUUCGCCUCGGUGCCCGAGUUCAAAGUGUUCUACACGGAGUGCGAUGUCAACAAGGAGGGGCUGGAGUGCCUGCGCCUGCUCAACGAGAUCAUCGCCGACUUCGAUGAGCUGCUGCUGAAGCCCAAGUUCAGCAGCGUGGAGAAGAUCAAGACCAUUGGCAGCACCUACAUGGCAGCUGCGGGGCUCAGCGUGCCCUCUGGGCAUGAGAACCAGGACCUGGAGCGACAGCACGCCCACAUCGGCAUCAUGGUGGAGUUCAGCAUGGCCCUGAUGAGCAAGCUGGACGGCAUCAACCGGCACUCCUUCAACGCCUUCCGCCUCCGCGUCGGCAUAAACCACGGGCCUGUGAUCGCUGGAGUGAUCGGGGCGCGGAAGCCUCAGUACGACAUCUGGGGAAACACGGUCAACGUUGCCAGCAGAAUGGAGAGCACUGGAGAGCUGGGGAAGAUCCAGGUGACCGAGGAGACAAGCAGCAUCCUCCAGGGCCUCGGAUACUCCUGCGAAUGCCGGGGCCUGAUCAACGUCAAGGGCAAAGGGGAGCUGAGGACCUACUUUGUCUGCACAGACACGGCCAAGUGCCAGGGGCCCGGGCUGAACUGAGGGCUGCUGGGAGGGGCAGGACCUCCCCGAUGCCAGCCAAACCCGUGGAAGAUGCAGCCACAGUCACCAAGGCCGUCCGAGGGCUGGCCGCCAUCGGCUCCUGACAGGUGCUGUGUGGGCCUCAGGAGCCUGCACGAGCGGACUUCUGGGGCACGGCGCCAGCCCCAGCUUCAGGCCACCGCUGGGCCUCCCCACGCCGGGCAGUCGGAACCCGUGUGCUGGUGUGGGGAACGCAGCCCCCCCCCAGGAAAAGGCUCCAAAGUUUCAGCUCCUCUGCUGCUGGCCUGCUGUGGUCUUGACUGACCCCCCUCAUGGCCGGGAGCUGCCCAGCGACCUGUUUUCCAGGCACAGGAGGACGGAGACAAGUAGUUGGCAUGGGCUGGACGCCUUUCACCCCAGCGACCAGCUACGGCUUCCAUAUUUCUCACCCAGGUGUUCUGGUGAAUGGAGCUGGAAAGGGCGUUUCAAAUGUAUAGAUGGUUUCAAACAGCGGGCAGAAAACCUCCGUGGACGUGGGUUACUUGCUGUCUCUGGCAUGUGUUUCUUUAACAUGUUAAGCGCCAGGCCUGUUUUGUCUUCCUUUCCGGUUAGCCCGCGAUACCCGAUUUCACCGAUAUGCUGGCGGCACCAGUGACUGACCGGUCUGGACAGAAAGCAUAGUCACCCUCCUUGUACUUGGUGCAGACGGGGAUGUGAGCUUGCUGUCAGGCCUCAGGUCUGGCCAGGCCCUGGAACUGUUGGCACAGCAGCUGGACACGGGGUCAGAGGGCUCUGAGCUGAGUAUAGAAGAGCAGCUUGGGGUACUGGGGGUCUGGACCCCAGCCUGCAUGAGAGGACUAAGUGACUGACAUGGCACUUAACGUGUUAAAUGGCUGCGUUAUCACUGAAGGUUUUGUCCUUUUUAAUGACUUUUUAGAUCCGAGACAAGCCUCUUCCCUCCAGGGUAUUCUCUGCCUUUUAACCACCGGCAUGCCAGCAGGACCACUGUCCAGGAUCAGCUCCGGGGCCGCCCCGGCUGUGGGGACGCAGCUCUGUGGAAGGUGGCCCCCACUUUGACUCCAGCCUUUCGAGGUUAGGUUCAGUCAGCAAAAAGACUGCAAAGUUAGGCCCAGCCACCUCAGCCCGCCUACUGGUGCAUGUUGGCGCCGUCCCCUGCAAGCUUCGGCAGGAAGGAGAGGGGCUAGGCGCCCAGCACCUCUGGGACCCUCUCCUGUCCUCUCAUCCGCAUACUGACGCUGAGGAGCUUCAAGCCAGCGGGGGCCCAUGGAGAGGUCCCCUGACCUGGUUGCGGAGAUGUUCUUCUGACCGAAUAAACCAAGGCAAGUGCAAAAAGCAUCUAUGAGCUUCAACUCACAGAACCCCAAGUCCAGCCAGGCUCCACGGGGCAAGAACCAGCCUGCCGCUCCUUGUUCUGCACUGCCUGCCACCUGGGCAGAGCUGCCGAUCUAAUGCAGGCGAUUUACGACCGCAGGGGCCCCCGGAUCUAAUGCGGGUGACGUCACUAUCACAUGGACCACCGGAUCUAAUGCAGGUGACGUCAAUACCGCAGGGCUACCGGUUAGUCACCCACAGACCCCUGGGAUUAGGGAACUGCAGAGACUUCAGGAAGAGGAGACAGGGUCGCAGGCAGGGGAACUUGCACAGGGUGCUGGUGGGUGCACUGAGGUGUUGCAUGUAACUGGCAUGGUCUGAGUCGGCUACAGGAGCUGUGUGGCAGCGAUGCUGGAAGGGAGUAAGCCUUACGUGGCCCUUUUACACACCAGUUCUUCAUGGGAAGGGCUGGUUUAGGGUAAGUCCUGCGCUGCAGCCCAUCCUCUUAGAGAGCAGCGUAAACAUUAGGCUACAGGAGCUUAAAAAAUACCUGGUUACCAUGAAUGUACGUCUGUGUGUUUACAAUUAAAGCACUGUGCCCGGAUGGGAUGAGCUUUCGGUGUUCAGACAGGAGCGUAUAACUGACCAGGAAAGUCACCUGCAAUUGUGUUUUAUAAAAGUUUUCUCAUUACGUCCCUCCUUCACACGUGUCACUCCGUUUGAGACGGGACAGUCCCUCUUCUAACACUGACUAGGGAACCCCCACCCCCGAGGUUAAUGUGAGAAACUUCCCAAUGGGAGGAAGACCCUCACCCACUGACAGGCGUGUGUAACAGGUCAACGUGCGGAAAUACGCAACAAGGGGAGCGUUCUGUGCACUGCGUGUGCACAGGUCGCAGUGUUGGUUCAGAAUGUUAUGUUCAUGCUCAUAAAGUACCCGUGUCGCUA